Messenger RNA from Coffea eugenioides, 1897 nucleotides. RefSeq names its product ankyrin repeat-containing protein BDA1-like. NCBI's taxonomy places the organism in Eukaryota, Viridiplantae, Streptophyta, Magnoliopsida, Gentianales, Rubiaceae. The transcript is spliced from 2 exons. Gene Ontology annotation, molecular function: protein binding. Bases 164 to 1615 code for a protein of 483 amino acids. The record is from RefSeq and is a predicted model, not a curated record.
UACAGAAAGUAGCAAUAGCAUUACAAAGCCUUUCAUUCUAAAUAUCCCUGUUGUACCAAAUUUCUAUUUUCAAUAAAAAGUUCCUCUUCGAAUCACAUUGCCACCCAUUCACACAACUAUUCGGGGUAUCAAAUUAAGACCCUCGUACCCAAAAUAGACCUUGAUGGAGCAAACCUUGGACGUGGUUCAACAGGUCUUGAUGGCUGCUCAAGAAAACAACAUCGAUGCCUUUUAUGGGUUACUCGGGCAGGAUCCAUACAUUUUAGAUCGCAUAGAUACAAUCCCAUUUGUGCAGACACCUUUACACACUGCUGCAUCUGCCGGCUCAACUCACUUCGCAAGUGAAGUCCUUCGCUUGAAGCCUUCGUUUGGUAAGAAGCUCAGCCUUGAUGGUUUAAGUGCACUGGAUCUCGCGUUGCGCGGUGGACAUACUCAAACUGUAAGAGGGCUCAUCAAGCAUGACCCUCAGCUCAUUCGUGUCAAAGGAAAAAAAGGCAUUACCCCCUUGCACUAUGUUUCUGAAGCAGAGGAUAGAGCUGAUCUCCUGGCUGAGUUUUUGUACAGAUGCCCAAAAUCCAUUGAAGACUUGACAAUUGCAGGAGAGAGUGCUGUUCAUAUUGCUGUUAACAACAGCAACUUGAGAGGCUUCAAGGUACUACUAGGUUGGAUGGAAGAAACUGGCAACAAACACAUCUUGGAAUGGGAAGAUGAGAAUGGUAAUACGGUCUUACACCUUGCAGCAUCCAGCAGAAACAAUAUUGAGGCCGCGAGAUUAAUUAUUAAGCAACGGACGUUUAGGAGGGCUAUCAACUGUUGCAACGUGGCGGGUUUAACUGCACUUGAUAUUGCCUUGGGACAUCCAAAUGCAGAAGAGCAUGGAAGUAUUGCAAAAGCUUUGUGUGCUGCAGGUGCAAAAAGAUCAACAUCCCAUUCAAAAACUAUAAAUUUAGCUGAUUAUUGUGCUUUGAUUCCGGCGAGAUCAUGGCUGGGACAUUUUUCUGCGCCAAAUUACAGAUUGGUUAAAGUGCCAAAUCCUAGAAAUCCUAGUAUUAAUUCCAUGUCUGGCGAGAAACGCAGCGCGUUGCUUGUGGUGGCCGUGCUAAUCGCAACAGCAACCUAUCAAGCUAUUUUAAACCCACCUGGAGGACUAGCUUCUGGAAAUACUGAUAUAAGCACCAACUCAACUUCAAACAGCACAGAUGCAGGUUACGGGAAUCCGCAAGCAGGAUCAGCUCCAUUGUUGUUAUUCCCAAACUUUGGGGUAGGAACAGCCCAAGCGUGGGAACUUCCUUUCAUAAUUUUUAUAACGUUUAACUCAGUCCUUUUUGCGUUGUCACUCCUCACCAUUUGUUUUCUAGUUGAAGCAAAUGACACUUGGGGUAAAUUGCUGAAACCGGCAUUAGCGUAUUUUAGUAUAUGCUAUGCAAUUUCACUGUUGAUAAUAACACCAGAUCUACUAUCGGGAGGCGCUGGCGCCGUAGGAAUGCUCGUAGUGUUCUGCUGGCCUCGGGGGAUGUUGCAAGUAUCGUCAGCAACUGCAAGAGUCGUGCGUAAUGCAAUUCGAGGAGAGACAAUAAUACCACUCCCAAGGGAAACCAGUAAGACGGGAGGAUAGAGGUAAUAAGAGUAGGAGAGAAGACGCGUCCGUACAAGGAGAGAGACGAGCAAAAUCAGAAGCAAGCAGCUGUGGGGCACAUGAGGGAUCGGAUAUGAGUAACUGAGAUUAACACCUGAUGGUAAUUCAGUCAGUCUAAAGAAAAAUUGCUCUAGCAGUACAUGAAUUGCUCUGACAAUAAUAUUAAUACCCACCUUUGUAUGACCAUGUAAGGGCGUCCAGAAAAUCAUAUAUUGUUCUUAUUUUUCAUGUAUGAUCUCAUUCCAUGGUUCUCGUUUUUCA